GCGGUUGAUAUUGUCAACAGAGAUGGCGCUGCGCGGAAGAUGUCUGCGUUUCAACCAGCUACUCAGCAGCCGUCAUUUCUCCAAAUUCACCUCAUGUGUUGGUGUCCGGUCGUUGUCUGAAAAUGUGUCAUCCAAACCCGUAACGUCCAAUGUCCCAGAAACCACGGGUGACCAUUUAAUCUACACACAAGAGCACUUUGCAUUAAAGGAAUCUCUCAGAAAGAUCAUUGACCAGGAGAUCAACCCCUAUGUGGAUCAGUGGGAGGCAGAAGGGAAGUUUCCAGCCCAUAAAAUCUUCAAGAUCUUAGGAAGUGCCGGCUUUCUAGGUGUCAACAAACCAGUUGAGGAUGGAGGCUUGGGUCUUGACUUCAGCUACAGCGUUGCGGUUGCAGAGGAGCUGGGCAACAUUCACUGUGGAGGCAUCCCCAUGGCCAUCGGUGUACAGUCUGACAUGGCUACUCCUGCACUGGCCAGGUUUGGUUCAGCUGAGCUAAAGAAAGAAUUCCUCAUUCCCUCUAUCAUGGGGGACAAAGUGGCCUGUCUCGGAGUUAGUGAAGUCGGAGCCGGCUCUGACGUCUCAAGUAUCAUGACCAAGGCAGUGAGGAAAGGGGAUGAAUAUGUAAUCAGCGGGGGGAAGAUGUGGACCACUAACGGUACCCAGGCUGACUGGAUGUGUCUCCUCGCAAACACCAGUGAUGGGCCCCCACACAGGAACAAAUCUCUCAUCUGUUUGCCCAUGAACUUACCAGGAGUACACAUCGCGCGCAAGAUUGAUAAACUAGGCAUGUGGUCAUCAGACACUGCUCAAGUGUUCUUCGAUGAAGUCCGCGUGCCCUGCAAGAACGUCAUCGGCCAGGAAGGCAUGGGAUUCACCUAUCAGAUGCUGCAGUUCCAGGAAGAGAGGCUCUGGGCUGUGGCCAAUGUCUUGACAUCGAUGGACAACAUCAUUCAGGAGACCAUCCAGUACACGCGGCAGAGGAAGAUCUUCAAGCAGCCCGUCCUCUACCACCAGACGGUUCACUUCAGGCUGGCUGAGCUGCAGACGGAGGUCGAGCUUCUCCGCUCCCUCCUCCACCGUGCUACAGCUUUGUACAUUAAAGGCAAUGAUGUCACCAAGCUGGCAUCCAUGGCUAAACUCAAGGGGGGGCGCCUGGUCAGGGAAGUGUGUGACAGCUGUCUCCAGUAUUGGGGAGGAAUGGGCUUCACCAGUGACGUGCUGGUCAGCAGACUUUACAGGGAUACCAGGUUAAUGUCGAUUGGUGGGGGCGCUGAUGAAGUCAUGCUGGGAAUCAUCUGCAAGUACAUGGACACACUACCCAGGAAGUGAUGUCACAACACGGCUGAUUAGGUGCUAAUCACUCAAAACGAAUUUCUGAACACAGAUCACCUAAGUGCAGUUCUGAUAUGUUUAAAGUCUUUAGCAAGCUCGACUGAUUUGCAUUUUGCCUUUGAUUGUUGUAAUUAUACAAUAUGUGGUCAGAAAGAAUAACGAAGGUCCUGUUUUGUUUUUAAUGACCUUAUAAAUGUGAAUAACCUAUAGCUGAAUUUCAUUGUGCAAUUUGUAAUUAACUGAUUUAAACAUUGAUCAUCCUUUGAAGACUAUUUUUUCUAGAAUAGACUAAGCAAAAUAAUGUGUCACUGACAAAUUUAUAAAAUCAUGUAAAAUACCUGUUUCAGCACAUUCUCUGUGUAUAAGCAGGACACACUCGUACUGGUCAAUUAGAGCAUAAAAUUUGUUUAUUUACAUAAAAAAACAUUUUUUACAACAAAGUUUAAACAAUAAUGAAGAACACUGCUAAUAUUGUUCUGUACGGAUGCCAAAUGCUGUAAUGUAUCCAUUCAUUCUUCAAAGCAAAUACUCUAGAUCAUUAGUUUCAGGUAUCAUUCUAUAACUUAAUUACUUUUAACACAACUUGAGCUGUAUUGACAGAUUUGCCAUUUCAUCACUGUUUAUCAUACAAUACACUGCAUUAAAGUUUUACGAUACAUUA
This is a messenger RNA of Dicentrarchus labrax (European seabass), 1991 nucleotides long. RefSeq lists its product as uncharacterized. Gene Ontology annotation, molecular function: acyl-CoA dehydrogenase activity; flavin adenine dinucleotide binding. The transcript has 9 exons. Lineage: Eukaryota; Metazoa; Chordata; Actinopteri; Moronidae. The record is from RefSeq and is a predicted model, not a curated record. Gene Ontology annotation, biological process: fatty acid beta-oxidation using acyl-CoA dehydrogenase. Bases 23 to 1327 code for a protein of 434 amino acids.